Messenger RNA from Oreochromis niloticus (Nile tilapia), 2862 nucleotides. RefSeq lists its product as uncharacterized. Lineage: Eukaryota; Metazoa; Chordata; Actinopteri; Cichliformes; Cichlidae. The transcript is spliced from 2 exons. Bases 1929 to 2849 code for a protein of 306 amino acids. The record is from RefSeq and is a predicted model, not a curated record.
UGAGCACAAACUUCUGAUUUCUUUUCUUCAGAUACUCACUUUGUAGUACAAAUUACACCAGGGAACUGGCUGCCAUAGCCACUGCUUUAGAGUUUCCCUAUUUUACAGUUUUCGCCAGAGCAGUUGGAGGCUUAUUUUCUUUUUAUAAAGGAGAACUCCUUCACAACCCAGAUUGUGAUCCUAGGGAAUUAAACCAGCAAUCAUUUGAUCAGAUACUACUUAAUCUUCAAGCUUCUGCUGCUUUAGGAAAUUAAAAAUGAUGCAUUAUACAAUCAUUGUCCUAUAAGAUAUUUCUGGUUGACAAAUAUUGCCCUAGUGCAUGCAAAUAACACUUGGGGUACACAGUCUGCCAUCAGGGAAUGUUCUGUGGUAAACUUUUCUAAUCAAAAGCAGGCAGGUAAAAAAAAACAACAACUAACAAAUAGAAAGAAGUUACACAUUACUAAGUGAUGAAAAUGUGGCACUGUGAUGUUUUCAGCACUGUCAUAAACAUUGCUAUGUAUCAGUUCUGUAUCUGUCACACAUGAGUUAAUUAUAACAGCCUUGGAGGAGGCUGUGGGGUCCACUCCCCUUUCCUCUCGUUGUGUCACAUUCAAUUUCACUUUACGAAACAUUUAAAUGGGUGCUGUGCUUGUUGUCUUUGCAGCUUUGGAUCACUGUCGUCUUGCCAAACAAGCACAACAAAUGCACUCUUCUCCCAGUCCCGUCCAGCCCAAGCUGUGUUUCGCAUCGACACAAACUCAAUUAUUGUCAGUAAUUACAAGUAUCUUGGGGUGUUUGAGUGGAAGCUGAAUUACAAAAGCUACAAAACAAGGAUUAAAUUGCUUGAGCUCUUGAUAGGAGCAAAGGGAGCCAUAAAACUGUCUCUCAGAUACAACUGGCCCGAUCUGUCUAAAGCUGCUGGUAUAAUCAUUAGUGUUUGGUUUAUUGUAAGUGCUCUUGUGGUCAGUUUGUACAAAUAUCCCUUUGCUUCUUCACCCAGGGGUCAUGAGAAAAGUCAAGUGUGGAUGACAUUAGCUUCAUGCUCCAUAUGCUCCUUAUGCAUACAUAAGAAUCCAGCCAACCAUUACAUUAAUGGUUGGCUGACAGAUCCUGGUGUGCUUUUCAUUUGAACAGUUGUCUCUUAGCUGUUGUAUUUUAACACUGUAGGAAUAGCGUUUGGUUAAUAACAUUUUCAGAUAAUUAUUUGAUCCUGAUUAGAAUUUUUUGUGUUAGGUUACCUUAUUUUUAUUUUCUUAGGUUAUAGUGUAGAAAAUCUCACUGCUAGAUGUCAGUAGUUUGCAGAUUGCAGUCAACUUAAUUCCGUUUUCUUACCGGGGCCUGCUAUAAGCUGGGGCAAGAGGGGGCAAUGCCCCCUUAAACAAACGUCCUGCUCCCUUAAGUCGAACUUUUAGAAGUUGAGAAAGAAAAUAAUAGAUUACCCACAAACUGAAUAUGGACAAGGUUUACUACAGUAGUUGAAAAAUCCGCUGGAAAAGCCACAAAUGAGAUGAUAGGUUUCACAUCUCGUUCACUCUUUGCCUCCGUGCACUGUUUGUGCGCAGACUCGCACAGCACUCGGCGGAGAACUCCCCCUCCCCCUAACUAAACACCCAUGCGACACAUCUUCCCACUGCCUUCAAGCUGGACUCAAGUUUAUAAAGAACUCGUGUCAAAGUAUUGUGGUUAAGUUAAAUCCAAUUUAUUAACCUACCUCUGAGAUGAAGCUGCGAAGAAUGUGCUUUCUCCCGUUUAGCUACAGCAGGCGAUGAGUUUUACAGUGCCUUCAUUAGGGAGACAAAUAAACCCUGAAAUGAGAACUGGAAGCCUUUGCCUCUCCUUUUGAAGAACUGUUUAUCUAUCUGCCAAACUGGGCAUCAACGUACAGGGAGGGCAGAAUAGUAAAAAAGCAUCAUUCUCAUCAGCCAGAUAGUUCUCUAAAAGCAAGGAUGGAUGAGACGCUGGAAACAAGGUCAAAAGUGUCCAGUUCUUUACGUUCCAGCCAGCUUACAUCGUCAUCUACUGCUGCCGCCAGAGCACGAGCAAAAGCAGAAGCUGCCCGUGCUCAGCUCUCCUUUGCCAAGCAGGAAGCCAGCAUCCUAAAACAACAGGCCGAGCAGCUUAAAAAGAAAGCAGAUCUGGAUGCAGAGCUACACAUACUCAAAUCACAGAAAGCAGCUGCAGCAGCACUAGCUGAGGCUCAAGCUUGGGAAGCGUCUGCGCAAGAGAGUGAGCAUCCACAACAGCCCCAGCUGGAUGACAUGCAGCAAUUCAGCCCAAUAGAACGAGUCCAAGAGUAUGUGCAGCAACAAUCAGAACUCGGCAACGAUCUGCAGACUCCACAAGUUAAUCAUCCAGAACUCCUAUCUUCUCUGGUGCAACAGCCAGCCACGGCCAUCGAUGCAACACCAAAGGCUCACAAAGAACCAAGUAUCCAUCAGCCCAGUAGGAGCAAAAACCGAGAAUUCACACCUUUGCCAGUCUUCCAUGCUUUGAGCCCAAAGAGAGAAUCUUGCAACUGGAGCUAUGGAGGCGAGCCAACAAACAAUGAUCGAUUUCACCAUCCUCAGUCUAAGGUAUGGACACCUACACCUGUAAGGAGUAGUCAUGCUGACACGUCUGAUCUAACGAGAUACCUGAUACGAAAGGAGAUGAUCAGCUUGGGCCUGCUGAGGUUUGAUGAUCGACAAGAAAGUUACUGGGCUUGGAAGGCUUCCUUUCUAAGUGCAAUUCAAGAUCUGGAUGUAACACCUCAAGAAGAGCUAGACCUGCCAUCCAAAUGGCUCGGGCCACAAUCAGCAGCACAAGUAGGGCUGUGCGAUAUGACCAAAAUCUCAUAUCCCGAUAUUAAGACAUCUAUCGUCCGAUAACGAUAUAAAUCAC